AUGGGCGUCAUGACCUGCACCUCCUCAACAAUAUUCAACUACCCCCCCGAAAUAAUCUACGACUUCGUCUCCAACCCCUCAAACUGGGGCCGCACCUACGCCGGCAGCUCCGGGCUGCCCCCAGGCCAAAACCUGUCUCUCCCCCUCAAGGUCGGCGACGUUUGGACCGAAAAGGUCGCUCUGCCAAAUAACACGUACCACCCACAAUGGGUUUUGGAAAUUGCAGACCGCGGUCGUAAAUUCGCGUUCCGCCAGGUCAACAACAUCGCUGCGGGGGAGGAUGGAAGCGGUGGUGUAAAGGGUUAUUGUUGGAUCACGUAUACCGUUGAAGGACUGUCGGCCAACGCCAUGGCUCCAGAGAAGGAUGAGGAAGGAAAUCUGGUGUACAAGCAACUCGAGGUAAAAGCGGGGACACUGAUCCUGAUGCACGGUAACCUCAUGCACACCAGCGAAGCCAAUGAGAGCGGGAAGGGCCGUGUCGCAUUCAACUUUGGCGUGGUUGAGGGGACGCACGAGUGGUUAGCAGUCAAUUAUUUGCAGCCUUACGAGUUUGAGACAGAGUUUGAGCAGCUUCAUGCCUGUUAA
Alternaria ventricosa is the source of this 585-nucleotide messenger RNA. RefSeq lists its product as uncharacterized. NCBI's taxonomy places the organism in Eukaryota, Fungi, Ascomycota, Dothideomycetes, Pleosporales, Pleosporaceae. The coding region runs from base 1 to 585 and encodes 194 amino acids. The record is from RefSeq and is a predicted model, not a curated record. The transcript is spliced from 2 exons.